CCCCCACCUUCACCCACCCCAGGUGAGGGGGAGGAGGAGACCCUUAGGCCGGACACCACACUUGUCACCAUCACCAUCUCUACUAUUGACAAAAAGUGCCCUGAGUUCCACAGCAAAUAUGAUGGUACCAAUCGCUUCAUUGACGUAGAUUUCAACAGUCUGAACACUGUCAUCAACAUUCCUUCUUGGGUUAUGGUGUUAGAUUUCUUCAGCACUGAUCAGGAGGAUGGCUCUCCUUCAAAGAGUGAUGGAAAGGUCACUCCUGAUACUUCACUGUCAUCCUCGCAUAAGGGCAUGGAUGAACUGAACACUAUCAUGGAGGUACAGGUGCGAUCUCUCACCCUAAUCCUGAACAAGCCCGAGUGUGAGCUAGCCCAGGCAAGCAUCUCGCAGGUUCUGGUGCGGUCUGUGGGAUCUGAGGGAAAUCUGACUCUCACUGGGCGACUAGGGUCCCUCUCUUUGGUGGACUGCACAAGCCAUGGCCAUCUUUACCGGGAAAAGUUCAUCACCACCGGAUCAGAGGCCAUGACGUUCCAGGUGUUCAAGUAUGGGCAUGAUGAUCCUGAGAUGCUGAGGGAAUGUGAUAUUCGUGUGAAACUGAAAAUGUCUUCUGUGAUGUACCUACACACCCAUCGCUUUGCCUCAGAACUUACCCAGUUUGUACAGGAGUUUAAUCAGUUAAGAGAUAUUGUGUCAAGAUGGAGAGCUACUAGUGCUGGAUUAAAGGUAUCAGAUUUUAGCAGAGGUUCACGUGUAUCACUGGACAUCACUGCGGGCUCUCCUGUUAUAUUCAUCCCCAUGUCUAGUCGAUCAGAGACACUUCUGGUGGCAGAACUAGGAAGCUUGACCAUAACCAACAAGUUCCUCUGGGCAGGUUCAAAAGGAACCAUAAGUCAGGUACAGCGGCAGAGCCUUGAGGAAAAGUUUGUGUCUUCUUAUCCAAGUGGUGCAGCUGGACGCUCAAGAUCCCGGUCCCACAGUAGACACCGGGACCCAAACCUGUCCUACCUCAGUGACUCGGAUAUGGAGGGUGACCUGAGACAGCAGGCGCUAGCAGUAAGUGCCUCCCACAAGUGCCUCCUUGAUGUCAUGUACAUAGACCUAGUGAACAUGGACCUCUACACAAGCACAAGAGCCACACGACCCAAGUACAGUCAGCAAAAAGCAAAAACGACGAAGGGGAAUGAGAAGGAAGUUGGAGGCAGGGUGACAGAGGACAGUGUCGAGUGGAUGUUUAGGGCUUACUGUGUUGUUCGACAAGGGAAGUCGCUGCUUCAGGAGAAAUGUGCGAUCAAGCUGCAGGUGGAGAGGAACCUGGACACUGCCAUUAGUCACGCAGUGCCGGAUAUGAGUAUUCAUGGCACAGUCAAGAAGGUCCAUGCCACCAUCCACACAGCAGAGUACAAGUUUAUCCGUGGAUUGCUUAUGUAUAACUUUGGGGAGCCUUUGCCUUCCCCUCCUCCUAUAUACCUCUACCAAACACAGCCACAGCAGACCUGGUAUGACCUAGGGUCAGUGUGGACCUCCCUCACAAUCAUUCUCAAUUUGGACAAUGUUACCCUUGAGUUGGAGAAUCUUGAAGAGGAGAACGUUCUAGAGACCAAGCCCCUUGCCUGUGUCAACUUCAUCAGCUCGAGGCUAACCUUUGAGAGCUUUUCGGAUCAGACCAAAGAUGUGGACCUAGUGUCUCAGGAAAUCCUUAUCAGUGACACGAGAUUUGAGGGCUUCCCAAUGAAUAAAAGAUCAAAUAUCUUCACAAACAUCUUGCAGCCCACACCUUUAAAAAGUGCAAAAAAUGACAGCCAGUUGCAGGCUGAAGUGCAUUAUAGAUCAACAAAAGAUGUCACAAGAUUUACCAUUCUUCUUAAUAACAUGAGGCUAAUGGGAAUCUUGGACUGGUGGAUGGAAGUGCUGGACUUCAUCUACAAGAUGCCAGAUGACCCAGUUCUUGCAGGUAGUGGUACGUCAUGCAGCAGCCCAGGAGUCUCAGAGCAUCACAGUUAUGCAGCCACUCCUCUCAUGUUCUCCCCUAUUCAUACUCCUAUCCUUAGAUCACCUCAGGGGCAGUCCCCACAACCUCAGUCUCCACAGCCACAGUCCCCUCGCUCACAAUCCCCUAUCGUGGGGCUGCAGAGGGAGUUCAGUCACAGGUCUGCCACACCAAGACUGAAUCCCAUGGUUGAGUCGACAGGUGUCAUGACCAAGCAUGCUCUUAUCCAAGAACAGCACAAAGUUCCCUUUGAACUGAAGCUGAACAUCACAGACUCAGAGCUUGUGGUAUUGGAGAACACAGCUGUGUGGGAUACGAGCGCAGUCAUAUUAAAGAGCACAGCAGUCAUCAGUUAUCGACCACAGCACCAAGAACGCCCUCUUUCAUGCAACUUGAACCAGUGUGAGCUAUACUCAUGUAUAUUAGGCCUGGAGGAUGAUACUGCUCUCUCCAUUAUUGACCCUGUCACCAUCAACAUUGAAGUCAAUGACAGAUUAGGGCAGAAUCAGCCAGUGGACAUAUCCAAUGUGUCAAUGGCAGUGCAGCAUACUGUUGAGGUGGUCAUGCACCAAUUAAAUAUUCGUCUGAGUUACCAUGACAUGAAAAUGUUCCAACAAAUCCUGGAGUCCAUUCCAAAGCAGCGUGAAGUUGCCAGGAAGCCUUCUGUAUCGAAAGAAAAAAAGCAGCCUGCAAAUUUCCAAGCUCAAGUCGAUAAAUUGUCAGCUUUGGGAUUCCGGCCUGCUGAUUGCACCCGUGCCCUGGAGGAAUGUGGAGGUAGGCUUGACGAUGCUGCUCUUUGGCUAACGCACAAUGCCCAGCCUGUACCUGCUCCCACAGUAACAGUCCAGGACCCAGGCAAGACAGGCACCAUCAACUUCCAUGCUGUGGAAAUCAAGACAGGGAGUGUCAAUGUGUGUGUCAUUGAUGACUGCGGGGAUUGUGAUGUCCCCUUGCUUGAGAUUUCCCUCUCACAUCUUGGUUUGAAACAGGAUUGGCAAGGAAAAGGAUCAGCAAGCUGCUCUCUCUCAGUUGACUACUAUAAUCGAGCACUGUCUGGUUGGGAGCCUUUCUUAGAACCUUGGCGGUGUGGAGCAGAGUGGGACAAGACUCCAUCAAAAGAUCUUACUGGGGAGCGGUUGUCCUUGAGUGUGAAGACUGAAGAUACUGUGAAUGUGAACGUAACUAAUACCUUGCUGGAAUUGUACCACAUGGUGAAGAACAACUGGACUUUAGAUUAUUACAACAGAGACAGGCUGGAGAUUGAGAACAACAUUGUGUCCAAUGAAGGUGGAGGUAAAACAUUGGUGGUCAGUCCUCAGGGUUACAGACGACGUUCACCCUUUAUACCCUUUGCACUCAAGAAUGACACUGGAUGCAAUCUUUGUUUUGCAACCAUGACAACAACUCCAGACAGUAUGGCUGAUGUUGAGAGCCUGGGGCAGAGCAUCAUGCCGGAGGUAGAUUGGAUAAGUGUACCAGCUGGUAACACGGUCCCCUUCUCCUUUGAGGGCCGUGGAAAGCAGCGCCAUCGAGAUACCCAUGAGCUUAAGGUUCACCAGCUGUUGGUCCAGGUGGAUGGUUGGCAGGCAGUUGGUCCUGUCACAGUGGAUAAAGUUGGUUGGGUAACUGAGAUUGCACCUGAGAAUGCUUUGUAG
Messenger RNA from Penaeus monodon (black tiger shrimp), 3645 nucleotides. RefSeq names its product vacuolar protein sorting-associated protein 13D-like. NCBI's taxonomy places the organism in Eukaryota, Metazoa, Arthropoda, Malacostraca, Decapoda, Penaeidae. The transcript has 20 exons. Gene Ontology annotation, molecular function: protein binding. The record is from RefSeq and is a predicted model, not a curated record. Gene Ontology annotation, biological process: protein retention in Golgi apparatus; protein targeting to vacuole; mitochondrion organization. Gene Ontology annotation, cellular component: extrinsic component of membrane. Bases 193 to 3645 code for a protein of 1150 amino acids.